AAAAGGGGGGAAAAAUGGCGGGCGAAUAUCGAUUUGGGGAUCAAUUCAAUGUUCCUCCUAAAUAAGCAUUUCGAACCAGGCUUGAAAUUUUCCCCAAAUAAAAUCCCGCUAAAAUUUACAGGAGCACGAUAAAAGUCGACACUCAACUGCUCCGCUCCCGUUUUUCCAGGAAAGCGAGACUGAAAUUGCUUGCAGGAUUGCGGUCACAGUAAUGGCAGUUUCAGGCGAUCCGGCAGCUGAGCAGACGAAGAAGAAGACGGGCAAAGAAGUGAAGGCAAAGCGUCGCAGUGAGUGCCCCGGCGUUCGAGUCAUCGGCAGCCGGAUCUAUGAUUCCCAAAAUGGCAGGACUUGUCACCAGUGCCGUCAAAAAACAAUGGACAUUAUGUCAGGAUGCAAGAAUAUAAAAGAUGGUAAGCCUUGUACCAUUCAAUUUUGCCACAAAUGCCUCCUGAAUAGGUAUGGGGAGAAGGUAGAAGAAGUUGCAACUACGGAUGACUGGAUCUGUCCAAAAUGUAUGGGCAUAUGCAACUGCAGUUUCUGCAUGAAAAAGAGAGGUUACCAGCCCACUGGCAUUCUCGUACACACAGCCAAAGCAACUGGAUUUACUUCUGUUUCAGAAAUGCUACAAGUUAAGGCACCAGGAAAUAGUCAAAACUCUGAACAUGAAAGUGUUGUUGAAAACAAAGAUGCUCUGCCUAAAAAGAACAGUGCUUCAAGCAAGGGGGCCAAAGUUGUUCUCCCAACCAAGAGGGGGAAGGAAAACAAAUUUAAUGGGAGUAUAGGACUAAAUGCUCAACCACUUACUUCAUCACAUAAUCAUACUGAACAGGGAUCUAGAAAAAAUAAACGAGAAGAGUGCAAGGAGAUACAAUGCAAUGGCGUGGGUGAUAAGGUUUCAUCAAAGACUGCUGUUAAUUCCCCCGAUAAGAGGAAAUUUAAGAAAAUGAAGCAAGAGAGUUCAUCAAAGAUCAAUAAUCCUGUUGAAGAGAGUUUCCAGAAGAAUGCAACACAUGUUGCAUGUGAACAUGACAAUAAAUCUGAAAAAACAAAGAUGGAAGUGCCGAUCAAGAAGCCUGAUGAAGACAUUGUUAAAGAUCUAUGUAUCCAAAAAAAUAACUUCAAUGCUACUAUUCCCCUACCUCAGGGAACUGGACUUACAUCUGUAGCUGGCAGCGAUUUCCUUCAAGAAGAUGUUGGAAGUGCACUGCAAUUUUUAGAGUUUUGUGCUGCUUUUGGAAAGAUUCUUGAUAUAAAGAGAGGGCAGGCAGAAGCUAUACUCAGGGAUUUGGUACAAGGACGAAUCUCAAGACGAGGGAAAACUAACGUGACUGCUCAGUUUUUAAUCCAUUUGCUAUCAUUCAUAAGAGAGGAGCAUGAAGGGUCUCCAAUCUUAACUCCUACCGAUGAUAAGGGAUCAUGGCUCAAAUCUCUUAAAGAGCUCCUUUCUGAAUCCCCAAUUGUUUCAAAGCAAAUGGGGUUGGAUUCCUUAGACGAUGGGUUUGAUAGCUUAAGCUCCUCAAAAAAGCUUAAGCUAUUGAACUUUGUGUGUGAUGAAUUACUUGAUACUGUAAGGAUAAGGAAUUGGAUAGAUGAGCAGAAUUCAAAAUGUGCUGAAAAGACAAAGGAAGCAAAAGAAAAAGUUUCUGCUGCACGAGAGGAGGAAAAGCGUUUGAAGCAGAAAAUUCAAGGUGAUGUUGUUGCAACAGUCAUUGCAAAGAAUGGUGCACCCAUUUCAGUAUUAGAGCAUGAUGCUAUUGUCACUCAGGCAAAGCGUGAAGCAGCUGAAGCUCAUGCUACUUUCCUACAAACAAGGGGUCUAUUGUUAAAGUGUAGCCAAAAAUCAGAUGCAAUGCGAACAGAGCCCAUCUUUAUGGACACAAAUGGUCAGGUGUUUUGGAGGCUGACAUGCUUUUCUAACAAAUCUGUUAUACUUCUUCAAGAGUUAGGAACUGAAGACGUUUCAUCUAACGAGAAAUGGUUUGCUUUUGAUGAAGCACAGCAAGAAACGGUUGAGAAGUGUGUCAAUUCCAGGCGAAAGAGGUUAAUGGCUCCAUGCAUGAUGUCCACUGUGAAACAACCAUGUUGAUGAUCAACUUAAUAAGGUUAUACUGCUGUAGUAAUUAAACCCCAGGAGGUAGAAGAAAUGUAGAACUUAAUUAACUACCAUAUUAACUUUGUUGGUCUCUCUUUGCAACAAUAUUAUGACUUGUUCUUGGUUGUAUCAAGGAAGACCCUGGAUGUUGUGACUGUUUUGAUGAUAUAAAUUACCACCUCCUAAAAAUUGCUAUGAAGUUUCUUGCUUUUUGUCAUUAGACUUGUGCCAAUAAGAAUCUGGGUUGGGU
Molecule: messenger RNA, 2342 nt
Organism: Cuscuta campestris
Lineage: Eukaryota; Viridiplantae; Streptophyta; Magnoliopsida; Solanales; Convolvulaceae
Source: the annotation of a GenBank genome assembly